Prunus armeniaca (apricot) is the source of this 306-nucleotide messenger RNA. The record is from the annotation of a GenBank genome assembly. Lineage: Eukaryota; Viridiplantae; Streptophyta; Magnoliopsida; Rosales; Rosaceae.
AUGACACUGGCGCUGUCUGAGGAAACCAACUUAGUGCACGGACGUGCUACGGCGCUGAAAUCGGUAGCCUCUAAACCUCCCAGGGAGGCCAUGUAUGUCCAAGGGGCACCGAACGGUAACGGACCCGUUGAUGACCCAAGGGAAGAAAACCCGACGCCACAAACACAGCCUGCCGAAGAGCUGGAAACGGUGGAGCUAAGCGAAGAGCAACCUGAUCGGUGCGUCAAAAUCAGCACCGCACUCACCCCACCUCUCCGAGCGCAAUUCAUUGAGUUAUUACUGCAUUAUUUGGAGGUGUUCGCCUAG